This is a messenger RNA of Thyridium curvatum, 417 nucleotides long. RefSeq lists its product as uncharacterized. The record is from RefSeq and is a predicted model, not a curated record. The transcript has a single exon. The coding region runs from base 1 to 417 and encodes 138 amino acids. NCBI's taxonomy places the organism in Eukaryota, Fungi, Ascomycota, Sordariomycetes, Thyridiales, Thyridiaceae.
AUGACUCUUCCAAACGAUCCCCGUGCCGUGGCGACGCCUCCCGGCAGGAGCAUCAAGGUACUCGCCGUCCUAGUCUUCCCAGCCCACUUUAGCGCCAUGUCCCAGCUCGGGAUACCGCCGGUUUACAGGGCUCUCUACAUCUCUACCGUCGUUCCCGUGGCUAUACUGGGUUACGUGAUAGGAUGGUCCUCCAACAGUAGGGGCUUGGAAGAUCGACGGCCUGGAACCCAGCCCACCGGCGGGGAAAGUGUCGAUCCGCCAGUCAGGUCGGCCGCAGAGAAGGCUGAUAUCCGUGACAGAGCUGGCAUGUUCUUGUCCGCACUUCUCGCGCUUGUCAUCACCGUCGCAUGGUUUAUCAUUGUCGGCAUUCGGCUUAUGAGAUGCGCAUGCCACCUGGAGGACGGGCAACUGUGGUAG